AUGGAUACUGUCAAUUCUCCGGGGAUACGUUCCUCCAACCCCUCAUCCACCUUCUUACAAAAUCCACCACAUCCGCUAUGCAAUCCAUGCUGCACGUCCUUUUUCUCCCAAUACCUUUCUAGAGCAAUGCUAAUGAUGGGUGACUCUACCAACAUGUCUGAAUCAAGGGAUACAAAUUCGCAUGCGCCAAAGCCCUCGGUGAACUUGAAAGUACACUACCUCAAUCACUUCAACAUCACUAUUUUCAAAGUCCUCUCCAAAUUCGACCUCCGCCGCAUAGCUCGUGUCGCCAAUGCCACGCCUCUCGCAUGCAUCAGUGCACCCACCCUAGAGGAAGCUGGCUAUGUCGACAUCCUCGAGGCGACGGAGAUCGGUAGAGACCACGUCGCCGUCCUCCUGCCGGCUAGGACGGGGGCGAUGGCCAACCAUCUCAACGACCUCGAGCGCACCAUCGACGAUGGCGUUUAUGUGCGACGGAGCUGUGAGCUAGGCAAGCGUGUUGAGGCAUACGGGAGCGAGAUGAGGAAGCUGGCUGUGAAGCGGUAUGCUACAUCACUCGAAGUCAUACCUCAAACGCUUGCUGAGAAUGCACUGGGAGGUGCUGAGGGUAACGAGGUUCUCAGUCAGUUGUGGGCUAAGCACGAACAGAAGGGUGGCAAAGUUUGGGGCGUCAAUGUGAACGUAAAAAUAUGCUUGCCGCAUACCCCGAAAUUCGCACCCAUCGAUCACCCGCUACUUCCAAUGGGUGAUUCUAUUAACAUGGUCAUCAUCCUCGCAGGAAAACUGCUCAAGAAAUCAGAGAACUUUCUCGUGAUGGGCUUCCACCCUGGCGAGGUCAUCAGAGGAUAGGAACUCAUAUGCGCCAAAGUUCUCGCGGAACCUAAAAAUCUAUCGACAUCCAGCCUACUGUCCCCUUUCACGUAGGAAUCCCUUAUUACAGCCCUCAGACCCGC
This is a messenger RNA of Suillus subalutaceus, 953 nucleotides long. RefSeq lists its product as uncharacterized. Gene Ontology annotation, molecular function: ATP-dependent protein folding chaperone; ATP binding. The coding region runs from base 1 to 849 and encodes 282 amino acids. Gene Ontology annotation, biological process: protein folding. Gene Ontology annotation, cellular component: chaperonin-containing T-complex. The record is from RefSeq and is a predicted model, not a curated record. The transcript is spliced from 8 exons. NCBI's taxonomy places the organism in Eukaryota, Fungi, Basidiomycota, Agaricomycetes, Boletales, Suillaceae.